GGAACAUUUCAUGGAACAUUUCAUGGGAAUGAUAAGGAUCAUCUGCAUAACCUUUUGACGCUUUUUUUCUUCAAGGGAAAGAAAGGCGUUUCCCUUUUCUACCUUUUCUAAUGUAAACUUCACCUAAAAAUAAUCUCCUUCCCCUUCCAUAGACACUGCUAGGGAGUAUUGAGUGAGAACGCAUUUUUCUGGCCCUCAUUUUUCUUCCUUUUCUUUUUCCCUCCCGCGAUUAGGAAUUUCCCCCCUCUCUCAUCCCUUCUUCGGACCAAUUACUUCAUUCUCUUACUUGCCCGCGAGACAAGACGUUUUACAUCUCACGCGGGCACAAUAUAUAGAUGCUGCUUCAACGAAUGCAUCCAUGUGUCCGACUCCAAAUGGCGACGGCCUAGAGCUUGAGAAAUCGAACAAUCAUACUCAACCUCCAUCGAUUUCGCUGACUGCACCUCCCACCGAGAUUAUUGAUGCCGGCUUGAAAAGUUUAAAUCACUACAAGCGCAAACUUCCACCAUGGCGAUACAAUAUGCGACAGGCUUUAUUGCCUUUGGUUCGAUGGGAGACGCCAUACUUGGCUUGGAUGCAGGAUAAGAUGCGAUGUCCAGCACUCGACACUUAUUUUGCUGUCACUGCAAACCUUGGAACGCAUACUUUCUUCAUGAUUGUACUGCCAAUUCUGUUCUGGUGCGGGCAUACAUCUUUAGGACGAGGGAUGGUUCAUAUAUUGGCAACGGGAGUCUUCAUAACGGGAUUUAUCAAAGAUAUGUUCUCACUGCCUCGACCGCUAUCUCCACCUCUCCAUCGUAUUACCAUGUCGGGUUCUGCCGCACUCGAAUAUGGAUUUCCUUCGACACAUUCCGCCAAUGCUGUCUCGGUGGCUGUCUACGCUCUUUUUACUCUCCAUUCUCCGGAAUGCCAAUUACUUCCAACGACGAAACUGGCCUUGGAGAUUGUGAGCUAUUCCUAUGCCUUCUCCAUCGUACUUGGGCGACUUUAUUGCGGUAUGCAUGGUUUUGUGGAUGUAAUUGUUGGAAGUAUUAUAGGAGCACUCAUUUCUGUCGUUGAGUGCGUAUACGGAUCAGCGAUUGACAAUUAUCUCUACAGCAGUACCUGGAAGGCUCCUGUGACGAUCGCCAUAGUCAUUAUUCUUUUGAUAAGGGUUCAUCCAGAACCAGCUGAUGAUUGCCCAUGUUUUGAUGACAGUGUCGCAUUCGCCGCGGUCAUGAUAGGAGUUGAACUUGGAGGUUGGCAUUAUGCUUCCGGUGGCUGGGCCUGGGACGUCCCAGUUCCAGCGACGGUUCCAUUUGAUCUAAACCAUAUGGGCUGGGUAAUUGUAAUAUUACGAGUUCUUAUCGGUGUAUUGGUCAUCUUUGCUUGGAGAGAAGUCAUGAAACCGACAUUGUUGAAAGUACUCCCACAUAUUUUCCGAGUCUUUGAGAAUACGGGGUUGAUCUUACCUCGAAAAUUCUUCAUGCCUGCUUCAGAAUACAACAACAUUCCAUCUAGACUCAAGGUAGAUAAUGUCAUGCCAUCUGUAUCCGAUCUACCAAGUUUGAUCUCAUCUAUACGACAUGCUGGACGGGGCCGGGCUGUGUCCGUUGGGCCUCAAUCAGCUGCCGAUGCAUACGAAACUCUUGCUUAUCGAGAAAAAAGACGGAGAGAUAGUCUUACUGAUGUUUUUGAGGGGAUGACUCCACGUCAAACCGCUACGAAAGAAGCGAAAGAUUAUUUUAGCUCUAGACAACCGACUAUGGACGGCGCUAUAUCAUCUGGAAUGUCAUCAAUUCAUGGAGGCAUGAAUUUGCCAACCCCAGCACAGUCUAGAGUUGGCUCUUAUGAACAGAUGAUGGGAGCAGGUCAUGUUAUGUACACUCCAGGGGUAUCCACUCCGGGUCUUGAGGGUAACGAUGCUGCAGAGGAUGAAAUUACUGUUGGACAGGAAAACGAGCUAGAUGAAACAGAAAUGUUCUCUAGGCUAGAAAAACCUCGCGUGAGAUAUGAUGUCGAAGUAGUUACGAAACUUGUGGUUUAUAGUGGUAUCGCUUGGCUAGCAGUCGAAGGGAAUCCCAUAAUUUUCGAGGUUAUUGGUUUAGGUAUGGGCGUAUGAAGGUAUUGCGAUGAAUAUCAUUGGCUUUGAUGGUCUUGAGCUUGGGAUGUCACUCGUGCGAUUCGGCUAGAGUACUGACUGAUAUUACCGACUCCUGGAGUUUGGUGGUACAUGGAUUUUAUGAUGUGUAUGUCAUGAGGCGUUUCGGUAGUCAAAUAACAUUUAAUUGCAAGCUUGCUUGGUAUCA
Molecule: messenger RNA, 2288 nt
Organism: Botrytis cinerea B05.10
Lineage: Eukaryota; Fungi; Ascomycota; Leotiomycetes; Helotiales; Sclerotiniaceae
Exons: 4
Coding region: 359-2101 (580 amino acids)
Cellular component (GO): endoplasmic reticulum membrane
Molecular function (GO): sphingosine-1-phosphate phosphatase activity
Source: RefSeq, a predicted model, not a curated record